Messenger RNA from Paecilomyces variotii, 2637 nucleotides. Its product is annotated as WD40 repeat-containing protein. Gene Ontology annotation, molecular function: protein binding. Bases 307 to 2478 code for a protein of 723 amino acids. NCBI's taxonomy places the organism in Eukaryota, Fungi, Ascomycota, Eurotiomycetes, Eurotiales, Thermoascaceae. The record is from RefSeq and is a predicted model, not a curated record. The transcript has 2 exons.
UCAACACGCGGAGAGGUGGCAGCCAGCUUAAAAUCAUCAAAAGAUAAGAAGUAAGUGUAGAGAAAUUCAGGAUUACGGAGAGAUACGAGCUAUGCGCUCUUCCCGCCUCUUGGACGUGUCGCGCUCGCCAGGGCGCGCUGUUCGAAAAUGCCAAUCGGUCCUUCCAUGCCGUUGCGCAUAGCUGACUAGUGCUUGUUAUUGUAAUGUAGGAAAGGCGUCUCGUUCCUCAGCCGACUUAUCCCAAACAAAAAGAAGGACCAGAUCUCCGAUUCCAAUGACAGCCAAUCCGAGCUGGACGAUGAACGCAUGGAUACGGAAGUCUUCGCGUAUCCGAUCGGAUUCAUUCCUCGAUUCCCACCGCCGCCCAAAUAUAUCAAAGUCAGACUGCAUAAUAAAAAGCAAAAGACUUUCGACCACGUCUUCGUGGCACAGGAACUGAAGGGGUUCGACGAGCCCAACGGUAGGUCAAAUCGAGGCGCAACGACCGAGCGGGCGAUCUGGACUCUUGAGUUCUCAAAGGACGGAAAAUAUCUGGCUGCUGCAGGUCAGGAUCGGAAGAUCAGGGUUUGGGCCGUCAUCGCGAAUUCUGAGGCCCGGCGUGACCAUGAAUUGGAUGAGGAAAAAGAAGAUGAGGGCGAGGGGCCGUCGUUGCGGUUGACUGCGCCAGUAUUCAAGUCGACACCCAUCCAGGAGUAUGAAGGACAUACAGGAAGCAUUUUGGAUCUGUGUUGGAGUAAAAACAACUUCCUGCUGUCUUCGUCAAUGGAUAAGACUGUCCGCUUGUGGCACGUCAGCAGGUCCGAAUGUCUCUGUUGUUUCAAGCAUUCAGAUUUCGUCACCUCAAUCAAAUUCCACCCACGCGACGAUCGAUUCUUCCUUGCUGGGUCCCUUGACUGUAAGCUGCGAUUAUGGUCCAUACCAGAUAAGAGCGUUGCUUUCUGGGCAACCGUUCCAGAAAUGAUCACUGCAGUCGCCUUCACGCCUGAUGGCAAGAGUUCGAUUGCAGGAUGCUUGAACGGUCUGUGUCUGCUAUAUGAUACCGAUGGUCUAAAAGCAAACGGACAGAUACACGUCCGUUCAGCGCGUGGGCGCAAUGCCAAGGGAAGCAAGAUUACAGGCAUCGAUACGAUUGUCCAGCCUCCCAACGACUCGAAUGGAGAGGUAAAGCUUCUUAUUACGAGCAAUGACUCCCGAAUUCGACUCUACAACUUCAAGGAUCGGACUCUGGAGGCAAAAUUCCGCGGAAACGAGAACAACUCCAGCCAAAUCCGUGCCUCCUUUAGCGACGACGGAAAAUACGUGAUAUGUGGCAGCGAGGACCGCAGGACCUACAUCUGGCCUACGGGUUGGAACGACAAGGAGACUGAUAAACGUGCUGUAGAAGUGUUUGAGACUCAAUCUUCCAUAGUAACGGCGGUGGUCAUGGCUCCUACAAAAACAAAACAGCUCCUCGGUCUCUCCGGCGACCCUAUCUACGAUCUAUGCAAUCCACCUCCCAUCACACUGGGACCUCAACCAGACUCGCGGAUAUCAUCCAGAUCAAAAACAGACAGCGGAGCACUCCGAGAUGACUUUGCUCCAGGAUCUGGAAAGACAGAAUCCUUGCAUACGACCAAGGCUCUGGAGUCUCCUACCUAUCUUUCUCGGUCGGCGCAUCCAGACGGGAAUAUCAUCGUUGCAGCCGACUAUUCGGGGAGGAUCAAGGUAUUCCGACAAGACUGUGCGUAUCAGAAACGGCGCAGUGAAUCGUGGGAGACGAACUCGACAUUUUCCCGGAAGAUACUGGGUCGCACGAAUUCGGCUCGCCACAGCAUUGCUUCCUCCAUCGGAAAGGAAUCCAAGACACCUUCUGAACGGAUCAUCUCCUGGCGUGAUUCCGUCAUCGGUACUGAGAUCUCUAGUAUCGACAAUCCGCGUAACGCUGGUGGUUUGCGGACCCGAAGCUCGUCUCCUCGGAAAGCCAUGGCGCAUUUGUCGCGCUACUCGAGCCCUAUCGCUGCCCCUACUGCAGUGGUUCCUGAGUCCCCAUCUGCAUCAGCGCAUUCGCCGCCACCUUCUGCACCAAAAUCUUCAAUGGACAGUCCGUCGUCGUCCACGAUGGAUGCAGCACGAAGUUUCCAUACCGCGGAGACCGACCCUUCCUCGCCGCAGCAUCCGGAGCGACCCCCAGAGGGUCCUUCUGUCUUGAUGGAUGGUACUCAGAGUCACGCGUAUUGGAAUAAGACCGCUCAAGCGGCGCAGGCAGCGAGCGCACGGAGGACAGCAAAUACGUUGGAUCCGCACUUCCUUUCCCCAGCGGCGAGACAGUACAGCGUGGCAAGCGCAUUGAGCAGCGAUUGCAGCUCAUUGACCGGGGAACAGGAGGAGGGCGAGAUCCUCCGAUGUACCGAUUGCAAGGGAACCAACUUCCGGGCCACGAGAACAAGAGAAGGGAAACCCAGAUUAAUCUGCGUCAAGUGCAACAAGCCUGCUACUUGAGAGUAAUGUCCUUUCUUCCUUUCUUUUCCUUCCUCCUUUCAUCGUACAUAUUUCUUUUCCUCCCUUAUUAUUCCUUUUAUUUGCAUUAUGUAUUACGGCAUAUAACGACGGAAUAAUACACCGCAUCCUUGGAGCGCCUCUUUUGGAGCGUUUUCUCGU